GAAUAACGUUUUGGUAAGUCACGUAUUGCGUCUACCAGAAAUGACUAUUGCGAAGCUGCCACUUGUGGAAAACGGGUAAAAUUUCCUCGCGUUUGGGUUUUUAAAGUGAGCGAUAAGAUUAGCAAUAUUGAGAAGAACAACGUAUUUAUAAGUGACGCGAUAAAAUAAAUAGCUUAAAAGCGUACUUACGUACUUGCGUCAGUGCACUUUAUGCAAAAUGUUUCGAGCAUUUACCAUCCCAAUUUGUGUAUUCCUUUGGGAAUUCGCGUAUUGCUGCGAAGUACCCAGUCAAACCGCGGUCGGUGGAACCCACGCAGUUCGAGGAACUAUCUGUCCUGGAGAUGUAAUUUUCGAAGAAACGUUCGACACGUUCGAUCUGCGAAAAUGGUCCCACGAAAUCACGCUAACUGGCGGCGGGAAUUGGGAAUUUGAGUACUACACCAACAACAGAACCAACAGUUUCGUGGAUAAAGGAUACCUGCAUUUGCGGCCGACAUUUUUAGCUGACGAAGUCGGAGAAGCUUUCCUUAGCUCAGGAACGUUAGACGUUAAUGGCGGAGCACCUGCCGAUCAAUGUACGAAUGCCAUGUCAUACGGUUGUCUGCGGGCAGGCACCCUGAGCAACAUCAUAAAUCCAAUAAAAAGCGCCAGAAUCAGAACGGUCGAGUCGUUUUAUUUCAAAUACGGAAGGGUAGAGAUUAACGCCAAAGUACCAUCAGGAGAUUGGCUAUGGCCAGCUAUUUGGAUGUUGCCCCGCUACAAUCAGUACGGAAGCUGGCCAGCAUCUGGCGAAAUCGACAUACUGGAAAGUAGGGGAAAUAAGAAUUUGGUAUUGAACGGCGUCAACAUCGGCACCGAGCAAGUGAGCAGUACCCUGCACUGGGGACCCAACUAUUACUACAACAGAUACCAGCAGACCCAUUUCGAGAAGAAUUCCGCCCAAGGCUACGACACUGAUUUCCACAAGUACCAAGUCGAGUGGACCCCCGAUAAUAUCGCCUUUUCGGUGGAUGGUGUAGAAAUUGGAAACGUUAAACCAGAAGAUAACUUCUGGAAUUACGGCAACCUUCAGAACAGCAAUUUGGACAAUCCUUGGAAGGCGGGGUCGAAAAUGGCACCCUUCGAUCAAGAAUUCUAUCUGAUAAUUAACCUGGCUGUGGGCGGAGUGAACUUUUUCGACGACCAAGCGACCAAUCCCGGCGGAAAGCCGUGGUCCAACACGUCUCCCACCUCAGCCGCCGAUUUUUGGAACGGAAAGAACCAAUGGGGCCCCACCUGGAAUACCCAGGACGGAAGUUCAGAUUUAAUCGUGGACUAUGUAAAAGUUUUCGCCAUAUAACAUUUAAGAAAAUAUAAAUAAAUCAAUGAAAACGAA
Molecule: messenger RNA, 1375 nt
Organism: Cylas formicarius (sweet potato weevil)
Lineage: Eukaryota; Metazoa; Arthropoda; Insecta; Coleoptera; Brentidae
Product: beta-1,3-glucan-binding protein-like
Exons: 6
Coding region: 218-1339 (373 amino acids)
Biological process (GO): carbohydrate metabolic process
Molecular function (GO): hydrolase activity, hydrolyzing O-glycosyl compounds
Source: RefSeq, a predicted model, not a curated record